Molecule: messenger RNA, 946 nt
Organism: Brienomyrus brachyistius
Lineage: Eukaryota; Metazoa; Chordata; Actinopteri; Osteoglossiformes; Mormyridae
Gene: rps3a
Product: ribosomal protein S3A
Exons: 6
Coding region: 60-893 (277 amino acids)
Biological process (GO): translation
Cellular component (GO): ribosome; cytosol
Molecular function (GO): structural constituent of ribosome
Source: RefSeq, a predicted model, not a curated record
GGCGCCAUCCUACCAAAGACGCAGCAGGACGCUGCCGGUCGCAGUUCUCGCGAUGCUACAUGUUUCCCCUCCUCUUCCCCCGUGUGUCCAACAUGGCAGUCGGAAAAAAUAAGAGGCUAACUAAAGGAGGAAAGAAAGGUGCUAAGAAGAAGAUCGUUGAUCCUUUCUCCAAGAAGGACUGGUACGAUGUCAAGGCACCAGCCAUGUUCAACAUCCGCAACCUUGGCAAGACCUUGGUUACCAGGACACAGGGAACUAAAAUCGCUUCGGAUGGCUUGAAGGGGCGCGUGUUCGAAGUGAGUCUGGCUGACCUGCAGAACGACGAGGUGGCCUUCCGGAAGUUCAAGCUGAUCACCGAGGAUGUGCAGGGCAAGAACUGUUUGACCAACUUCCACGGAAUGGAUCUGACUAGAGACAAGAUGUGCUCCAUGGUCAAGAAAUGGCAGACUAUGAUCGAGGCUCAUGUCGACGUACGGACCACGGACAGCUACCUGCUCCGCCUUUUCUGCGUUGGCUUCACCAAGAAACGCACCAACCAGAUCAGGAAGACCUCGUAUGCCCAGCACCAGCAGGUCCGUCAGAUCCGCAAGAAGAUGCUGGAGAUCAUGACUCGAGAGGUGCAGACCAACGACCUGAAGGAAGUCGUCAACAAACUGAUCCCUGACAGCAUUGGCAAGGACAUUGAAAAGGCCUGUCAGUCUAUAUACCCUCUGCACGAUGUCUUCGUUAGGAAGGUGAAGAUGCUCAAGAAACCUAAAUUUGAACUGGGCAAGUUGAUGGAAAUCCACGGUGAGGGUGGCACCAGCAGUACCACCAAGGCCGGGGGUGAUGACAGCGGUGCCAAGGUGGAGAGGGCUGACGGCUAUGAGCCCCCAGUCCAGGAGUCCGUCUGAAGACCCUCAACACCCACAACGUUUAAUAAAAUAAUGGAUUUUUUUUGAUUGAA